UCAGAGCCGUAAAUACUAUUAGGGUAAUGGGAGUAUUGUGCUAUAUGGAUGGUUAUUUUCGAAGUACAUGUACCGAGGCCUCGUUCGGCGUGGUCACGUAAUUUUGUGAUGUAGACGCGACAAAUCGUGGUGAAAUAUUUUUAAAGGUUGAUACUGUGUCGAAAAGUCUGCUUCGAGCGUAAAAUGAAGUGUUCGCAGUCUUUGUCUUCUUAAUGUCUCUCCAUAAACCCUCUGCUUUAAUGAGAAUAUCUUAAAAAGGUCGUUUCCAUUUCUAAAGAUUGCUGCGGUUCUCGUUUUGACGACGGCGCUUGAACGCAGCAUAUGAGGUAAACGAGAGCAGAGGAAGAGUCGAGCAGCGUGGACAUGUCGGACCCGGCGGCGCAGGCCUUGCAACCCCGGCUUCUCCAAGCCCAGACCGCUGGGUCGGCGGGGUCCAGUACUGCCGCGACAGCCUCCGGGACAGCAAAUAGCGACCCGGCCAGACCGGGACUUAGCCAGCAACAACGUGCAAGCCAGAAGAAAGCCCAAGUCCGAGCUUUCCCACGGGCGAAAAAGCUCGAGAAACUUGGCGUAUUCUCCGCAUGCAAGGCUAGUGAUACAUGCAAGUGCAAUGGAUGGAAAAACCCAAACCCACCAUCAGCCACACGUAUGGACCUGCAACAGCAAGCAGCCAGCCUGGGCGAGCUGUGCCGCAGCUGUGGACAUGCUCUGGCUGAUCAUGUGUCCCACCUGGAGAAUGUGUCUGAGGAUGAGAUUAACAGGCUCUUGGGGAUGGUGGUGGACGUGGAGAACCUUUUCAUGUCCGUCCACAAAGAGGAGGACACUGACACCAAACAGGUCUACUUCUACCUAUUCAAGCUGCUGAGGAAAUGCAUCCUGCAGAUGAGCCAGCCAGUCGUAGAGGGAUCGCUUGGAAGUCCACCCUUUGAAAAGCCCAACAUUGAGCAGGGGGUUUUGAAUUUUGUUCAGUACAAGUUCAGCCACCUGGCACCGAAGGAAAGGCAGACCAUGUUUGAGCUGUCAAAGAUGUUCCUCUUGUGCCUAAAUUACUGGAAGCUGGAGACGCCAACGCAGUAUCGCCAGCGCACCCAGAAAGAUGAUGGGACGGCAUACAAAGUGGACUACACCAGGUGGCUGUGCUACUGCCACGUCCCUCAGAGCAACGACAGCCUACCGCGCUAUGAAACCACCCACGUGUUCGGACGCAGCCUGCUCAAGUCCAUCUUCACUGUCACCCGACGCCAGCUCCUGGAAAAGUUCAGAGUGGAGAAGGACAAGCUGCUGCCAGAGAAACGCACACUCAUCCUCACACACUUUCCCAAGUUCUUGUCCAUGCUGGAGGAGGAAAUCUAUGGGGACAAUUCACCAAUCUGGGAGGCUGACUUCACGAUGCCCGCCGCUGACGGCACACAGCUGGGACAUCAGACAGUGAUCAGUCCUGCUGUAGUGUCCGGCUCCCCCGCGCUGCCUAAAGGUCUGAGCAGCAUCUCCUCUCUGGGCAGCAUGGACACUGGAGCUGCAGAGCCCACCCCAGGUGAGAAACGCAAACUUCCGGAGGCGUUGACCCUGGAGGAUGCCAAACGAAUCCGUGUGAUGGGAGACAUUCCUAUGGAGCUGGUCAAUGAGGUCAUGAUGACAAUCACUGACCCUGCUGCUAUGCUCGGACCAGAGACUAAUCUUCUGACUCCAAACGCUGCCCGGGACGAGACUGCCAGGCUGGAGGAGAGGCGGGGAAUUAUAGAGUUUCACGUCAUUGGAAACUCGCUUUCCCAGAAGUCCAACAAGAAGAUCCUGAUGUGGCUCGUAGGCCUGCAGAAUGUCUUCUCUCAUCAAUUACCUCGCAUGCCCAAAGAGUACAUCACACGGCUGGUGUUUGACCCGAAACACAAGACCCUGGCCCUCAUCAAAGAUGGCCGCGUGAUCGGAGGCAUCUGUUUUAGGAUGUUUCCCACUCAGGGCUUCACAGAGAUCGUCUUCUGUGCCGUCACAUCCAACGAGCAAGUUAAGGGCUACGGUACCCACCUGAUGAAUCACCUAAAGGAGUACCACAUCAAACACAACAUCCUCUAUUUCCUCACUUAUGCUGAUGAGUACGCCAUUGGUUACUUCAAGAAGCAGGGCUUUUCCAAAGACAUCAAAGUGCCGAAGAGUCGAUACCUGGGAUACAUCAAAGACUACGAGGGAGCGACCCUCAUGGAGUGUGAGCUGAACCCGAGGAUCCCCUACACUGAGCUCUCUCAUAUCAUUAAAAGACAGAAGGAGAUUAUUAAGAAGCUGAUAGAGAGGAAACAGACCCAGAUAAGGAAGGUUUACCCAGGUCUCACCUGUUUCAAAGAGGGCGUACGACAGAUCCCGGUGGAGAGCAUUCCAGGCAUAAGAGAGACGGGAUGGAAACCCAGUAACAAGGACAAAGGGAAAGAGGUGAAGGACCCUGACAUGUUAUACAACAUGUUAAAGAAUCUCCUGGCCCAGAUAAAGACUCAUCCUGAUGCCUGGCCCUUCAUGGAGCCAGUGAAGAAAUCGGAGGCCCCAGAUUACUACGAGAUCAUCCGCUUUCCCAUCGACCUGAAGACCAUGACAGAGAGACUUAAGAAUAGAUACUAUGUGACCAAGAAGCUUUUCAUUGCCGACCUGCAGCGAAUCAUCACCAACUGUCGCGAGUACAACCCUCCAGACAGCGAGUACUGCAAGAGUGCCAACACCUUGGAGAAGUUCUUCUACUUCAAAUUAAAAGACGGAGGACUGAUUGAGAAAUGAAAUCCACAUAAGUAUUUACAGAUGUCUAAACAGACGUGGGGCGACUUUCACUCACCCGGAUGACGAGGAAAACGUCGCGUUCUAUUGUCAUAUCUGAGUUAAUAAAAGGGUAUGUACAUGACUGUAAUGGUUGGGCAAACAUAACAGUUUGGUAAUAUCAGACAAAGUGUCAAAAGGGCAUUACCUUUACCAAUUUAAGUUAGCUUCUGUCAUUUUCUCUUUUCCAGUACUCGCAGUGGGUCAAGACUCUGCAUAUACAUGAUUCAUUAAGUGUACCAAAGUUAUAGGUCCAAGUUAUAACAAUGCCACGCUUUCCACCAUUAUUUAUGGUAUGAUUGACGUGGUUUUGUCGCAUGCAAUGACAUUCGUUCAUUCCAAUUUGCUUAAAACUUGUCACUCGAGCAGAGGUGUAUGUAGUGUAGAAUUAUUUCACAGAAAACUGGACCUCGGGACCUAAAGCCACGUUGCCUUCCGUUACUGACAGACACUUGAACAUCUCAGCCAUCUUCAUGGGUAUAAAGACAGACGUUCUUUGAGGGGUGAAGUCCUUACAACACGCUACUUUGAAUCUUGAGUAGUCUGGAAACAAUUUCAUCAGUUGGUUGUUGAAUAAUUAAUCUAACACAGUUGUAGGUUGUUAAUGAGGUGCAAAUCCCGAACAGUUGAGGAUUUUGGCUCCAGUGUAUAUUGAUUAUUUUUGUUAGACUGUUGGUCUGAAAAGAGCAAAUUAUUUAUCAUUUAGCAAAACUUUGUUCCCAUUCUUCGUCCAAAAAAAAAAAAGUAUUGAUAACUAAUAACAAAAAGCGUUUGUUGCAUUCCAACUCUUGUGUAGUUUGAGACACUGCUGAUGAUGGGAUGGGCAUCAAAUAUUGCUAAACACAAUAAUUUCCCCGUCGUUGCCUUCAGGAAAACGCUGUUGUUUUCACGUCGACAACAACAUAGUGGAUGCGUAAUUUAUACAGUAAAUAUGAUACACACUGUUUACACAUCAUUUUCCACUGGCAGGGUUUUAUUCCAAACCAUUUAGGAUGAGGUCACACAUUAGUUUAGCUUGUUUCGUGCUUGCAGGUGUUUUUGAUUGAUUUGUUUCAAUGCUAGACUCUAUAGUGCAGUCACUGCCGCACACAUAUGCUAAGUAGUCUACGUCGUGUACAGCCACAUUGUUUGUGGUGGUCACAGGUUUACUGGAUCAUUUAUGUUGAUGAGAAGCUAAGCCGCUGAUUCUGGGCUUUUGGAAAGAAGAUAACUGGUUUAUUUAUCGUACACCAUACACAAGCUGUAGCGGGUUACACAUUUGAAUUCAUAAAAUACAUCAAACUUUCAGCCGUAGUUGUUGAAGGUUGUUUCGUUUUCUUCACAGUGACACACAUUUUAUUGUUAGGUCAGCGGUCAGUGCUUCCUGAGUCGCAUCCACUUCUUUUAUUGGAAGUAACUGUCCAAUGCUGGUCGAGCCUGCUUGUUGAAUGUUUCAUUGACUUGUGUAUAUGUGUGUGUGCGUGCGAGUGUGUGUUUAUUUCGUACUUGAAUUAUGACUAGCUUUGACUUACUAAAGUGAUGUCAGCGUUGCAUUAUUCAGGGUUGUCUAUUGCGUACUUUUCCCUCAAUCUACCUAUGCUGCAUUUCAGAUUUUCUUAAAAAGAUCAGUCUGAGUGAAGUUUCCACCUGUUUGAAGAUGGUUACUGUCUAGUUGCCAUUUACUGUAACUGUAAUACUGUUCAUGACAAUAAAGGUUUUUUUAUAU
Anoplopoma fimbria (sablefish) is the source of this 4498-nucleotide messenger RNA. RefSeq names its product K(lysine) acetyltransferase 2A (gene kat2a). The record is from RefSeq and is a predicted model, not a curated record. The coding region runs from base 364 to 2757 and encodes 797 amino acids. Gene Ontology annotation, molecular function: protein binding; histone H3 acetyltransferase activity. The transcript is spliced from 18 exons. Gene Ontology annotation, biological process: chromatin remodeling; positive regulation of transcription by RNA polymerase II. Gene Ontology annotation, cellular component: histone acetyltransferase complex; nucleus. Lineage: Eukaryota; Metazoa; Chordata; Actinopteri; Perciformes; Anoplopomatidae.